UUAAGCAGUAGAUCAGUUACAUUGUCAGUCUUUAAUUUGAUACCUGGCGAUAUAAGCUGUAGAUAACAUUGCUUAACUAAAAUUUAGUACACGUAACGAAAGUCGGAAUUGUUAAUGUAAAUUUGAGUCCCAACUUUCUCUUAGUGACAUUAAAAUUUAAAACUUGUUUACAUUAAGUCUGAAGUUAAAUAGGCAUUGAUACAUUGCUGGUGGACAGUUAAAUACUUCGUAGGUAACUUGUGUGCUAACAAUUUGCUACCAGGCCUGGCGUAGCCGGUCCACUCCCUAGAAAUAAUAGCUUUAGUUCAUUUUUAUGAAAAAAUAAUAAUGAAAUUGCCAAUACUAUUUUUAUUACAAUUAUCUUAUUGUUACCUUAUGUGCUCUGGACGCUCAAGUAACAUAGUUACAUCAAAAGACAGAUCAUACGCGCCCAUUCGAUUUCUUAUACCUCAAUCAAUAUGGCGAAAAGCGUUCAAAUAUCCUCCACUAUUAAAAUCGUCGGUAACAGUUGUAGUACCAAUAUAUGUACCGAUUAAAGAUGACCCUGAAAAUGAUGAAUUAGAUGAAGCUACAAUAGAGAAUACAGUGGAACAAACGACCAUUCCAUAUACAACUAUCAACACUACCGACCAACUAACUGUGGCCAAUGACACUGAGGCAGCUAAUGAUACAAUUGUAAGUGAAGUAAUCACUACAACUGAACCAGCAACAGUAGCAGGGCAGUUGUUUCGUUUCCCGUGUUCAUGCUACAAAGGCGAAUGUGGAUGUUGUUCAGGAGCUAUUCUACAGAGAUUCAAAAUGAAAACAUGUGGUAAUGUCACAUUCAUCCCUGAGGAUUUUGUUUUUGAUGUGAAGUUAAGUGUUAACAACAAUACUGUUAUCCACCGACGAGUAUCAGCAAGUAACCCCCCGCCGAUAUGUUUCAACCCCGGCAGAGCUCCGUUGAUCGAAAUUUGUGCAGAACUGUCAAACAUUCGGAUACGAAACAGAAACGCUUACGCCUGUUUGGACAUCGACGCCAAUAUCGGGGGAUUUCCAAUUUAUACAGCUUCAUUCAGAUGUUUCGGGUUUAGAAUAAAAGCAAACCAGGUUAAUCGACAACCAAAGCUAACUUCUGCGCCAGGACCAAGGAUUUAUGUCACUCUACGCGGUGCUACUGAUGAUGUUACUAAUUUAAACAGGGUAAAAGCGUUAUUAAAAUCAAUGGGUAAGAAAAUCAAGGAGCUUGGAACAAGUCCUAAAGAUGAAGAUGAUAAAGAUGAUGGUUCAAAUGAAGAUGCUCCAACUACCACCAGUAAUACAAUUAGCCUAGGAAUCUUCUUAAAAAAUCAGAAUCAACUAGGGCCACUACCGAAACCAAGAGGGACGUCAAAAAUAAAAUCUACCAAUAUGAACGGAAAAAAUGGCAAUAGUGAUAAGAGGCUAGGAACAAAAGGAAUACAAACAGGUCUAAAACCUAAGCCAAACAAGACAUCCGGACCAAAGCCUAUCAGUCUUUAUGGAGGAGGUAGUGAUAAAGAUGACGAUGGUGGGGUCCUGGGUUCUAUAGCUAGCAGUGUCUUUGGUAAUGGGGAAGGAGGAGGUAUUUUGGGAGGGGGAGAUUCUGAUGAUGAUGAUGGGCCAUUCGAUGCAAUAGGUGAUUUCGUUGAAGACUUUGCAUAUCCAAGGAAAAGUGACUUAAAGAAGAAAAAGUCAAAAGAUUGAAAGACAUUGCAGUUUUUUUGAUGUUGUUUUAUGUGAUGAAGCUAAUUUAUUGUUACCAUUAGGUAUUUAUGUAAUUUAUUAAACUAUUUUGUUGAAUAAAACUUUAGUCUUUUUUCUCCUCACCAUUGCAGUGCAAAUUGGUAAUGCUGCCAGCCUAUUGGGCACUUUGCCGUAGGGUAAACGCUGAUGGGCUAUAUUGGCAAUUUAUAUUUUAAUUUUGUUUUUAAGGUUUUAUUUAAUAAUUAUGUCACAUUUCUUAGAUGGUAAAAUAAACUUUUGUCUUACUUAUGUGUCAAAAUAUUUUCCACUGUCGUUGUGAAAGUUGUGAGUGUCGCUGUUCGUUGAACCGGUUCGAAUCUCGGCAAGCGAAUUGGAGUAUCUGUUUCACUCACACAACCGGCGCACGUGCAGUUUUGCAGCUAAAUAACAAGCAUUAUGAGCGAGUGCAUAAAAUACUUUAUAUACAUGACUUUAAUAACAAUUGUGGCACGCGCAGAAGUUAAGAGCACCGCUUACCACGAAGAACUAAAUAGUACCAUACAAGAUAAGUUACAAUCAAUUGAGGUGCCGGACAGUUCGUUAAUACUUUUUGAUCGUUUGAAGUUGAGAUCUCCCAUGUCAGAAUAUGCAAGA
This is a messenger RNA of Plodia interpunctella (Indianmeal moth), 2337 nucleotides long. RefSeq lists its product as uncharacterized. The record is from RefSeq and is a predicted model, not a curated record. The coding region runs from base 328 to 1704 and encodes 458 amino acids. The transcript has 8 exons. NCBI's taxonomy places the organism in Eukaryota, Metazoa, Arthropoda, Insecta, Lepidoptera, Pyralidae.